Engraulis encrasicolus (European anchovy) is the source of this 745-nucleotide messenger RNA. RefSeq names its product small nuclear ribonucleoprotein Sm D1-like. Gene Ontology annotation, molecular function: RNA binding. Gene Ontology annotation, biological process: RNA processing; spliceosomal snRNP assembly. The coding region runs from base 130 to 495 and encodes 121 amino acids. The record is from RefSeq and is a predicted model, not a curated record. NCBI's taxonomy places the organism in Eukaryota, Metazoa, Chordata, Actinopteri, Clupeiformes, Engraulidae. The transcript is spliced from 4 exons. Gene Ontology annotation, cellular component: pICln-Sm protein complex; U2 snRNP; U5 snRNP.
UGGGUAAGAGCGUGUUCCGUCGAUUCGUUUGAAUCAGAUGUGUUGGUGAAUGCUGGUGCACAGUUUCCACUGUGUUCUAGUGUAAUUUUUUACUAAUUCGGUGGAGGAUUUUCGUAAUCUGCUGCCAAUAUGAAACUUGUUCGAUUUCUAAUGAAAAUGAGUCACGAAACUGUGACCGUUGAGUUGAAGAAUGGCACCCAAGUGCACGGCACCAUCACAGGCGUUGAUGUGUCCAUGAACACUCACCUGAAGGCGGUGAAGAUGAGUCUGAAGAACAGAGAGGCGGUGCAGCUGGAGAGCCUCAGUAUCCGUGGCAACAACAUCCGCUACUUCAUCCUGCCUGAUAGCCUGCCUCUCGACACGCUCCUCGUUGACAUCGAGCCCAAGAUCAAGGCCAAGAAGAGAGAAGCUGCUGCUGUGGCAGCUCGUGGGCGUGGGCGUGGGAGAGGAAGAGGCCGUGGGCGAGGCAGAGGAAGAGGAGGAUCCAGGCGCUGAAGCUGAAGCUGAAGCCAUCAUGUUGAACACUUUUGAUUGUGAAAGGUUUUACUUUUCAAAAGUUUGUUUUUGGCAGUGGAGAUGUUUUUGGUGGCAACAGUUCUGCAACCUUUUUUCUUUUUCUUUUUUUUUAAACUUUAGACAUCACGUUGAGCAGUUCAAAAGCCAGAGCAGCUGUUGAGUCAUUCCUUGUAUUUGUGUUGAUUUGUUGAUUGUCUUGGAAAUAAAAUUUUCAUUACUUUUCAUUAAA